This is a messenger RNA of Triticum dicoccoides, 798 nucleotides long. RefSeq lists its product as uncharacterized. The record is from RefSeq and is a predicted model, not a curated record. The transcript has 2 exons. NCBI's taxonomy places the organism in Eukaryota, Viridiplantae, Streptophyta, Magnoliopsida, Poales, Poaceae. The coding region runs from base 79 to 501 and encodes 140 amino acids.
AUCACCAGCAUCCCAACUUGUUUCUUGCAGAGUUCUUGCUUGUGUAUACAUACCAUACCACAGGCCACUGCUGAAUCCAUGGCGAAAUGCUUCCUGGUGCUCGCCUUCUUGGCGUUUCUCCUGCCAGCGGCCUACGCGAUGUGCCACCCUGACGACCUCCAAGCGCCGCGGGGCUUCGCCAGGAAGAGCAAUAGAAGAACACUCCAACAACAACAGCCAAAUACCAUUACUGGGACCAACAACAGUGUCAGAUCUGGGAGUGGUAAUAUUGUAUCUGGGAACAGCAAUACUGUCGUAUCUGGGGACAACAACAAUGUUUCUGGGAGCAACAACACAGUCACAUCUGGGAGCAACAAUGUCAUAGUUGACAGCAACCAUGUCGUAACUGGGAACAACAAUACUGUAUCUGGCAGGAACAAUAUGGUAACUGGGAACAAUAAUGUUGUAUCAGGGAGCAACCAUGUCGUGUCCGGGGACAACAAAGUCGUAACUGGCGGUUAAUGACCUGUCAGUGGAUUGAUUUCGGCUUCCCUGGUGCAGCUCAUACAUCCUUGUCCAAGUUCAGUGUGGCUCACAAUUACUUGGUGGGCCCAUUCGUGCUUGGAACUUCAUGGAUAUAGCAUCCUACCUACUUAAAAUAAGAUUUCCCUAAAUAUCUAUAGAAUUUUUUACAUAAUAAAUGCUGACCUGCACAGCAAUGGCGACUUGCAGCUUAUGUACAAGUUUUCAUCGUGGAUGUCUAGAUGUGGGUAUUUCAUCUCUUCUGUUAUCUGUAAUGUGUGAUGAUUUCCUAUAUAU